This is a messenger RNA of Passer montanus (Eurasian tree sparrow), 1228 nucleotides long. It is a transcript of the gene BABAM1, whose product is annotated as BRISC and BRCA1 A complex member 1. Gene Ontology annotation, cellular component: BRISC complex; nuclear body; BRCA1-A complex. Bases 16 to 1182 code for a protein of 388 amino acids. The record is from RefSeq and is a predicted model, not a curated record. NCBI's taxonomy places the organism in Eukaryota, Metazoa, Chordata, Aves, Passeriformes, Passeridae. The transcript has 9 exons. Gene Ontology annotation, biological process: positive regulation of DNA repair; mitotic G2 DNA damage checkpoint signaling; double-strand break repair.
GGGGGGGUUCACACGAUGUUUGGAGUGCGGCAGAGGCGCAGCGCGGUUUGUCGGGGCAUUUGUGGGGCGGGGGGCUUCGCCGGGGGUCCAGAGGGACUACAGCUCCCAGCAGCCUCCGCGCGGCGCCACUUCCGGCGGAAAGGGGCCGGGCCAGAGCGGCGGCGAGCGCAGCCCUCGCGCGGCGCCAUUUCCGGCGGGGCCAGAGCGGCGGCGAGCGCCCCAGCACACCCCCCAUUUUUGGGGUCCCAGCCCCCCAGUUCCAGCAUGGACCCGUCGGAGCCGGGCAGCGCGGCCGAGGAUGAGGAGGAGAAGCUUCCAGAAGUUCGGCCUCGCACCCGCUCGAACCCCGAGGGCGCCGAGGACCGAGCCCCGAGCGGCCUGGGCAGCGUGGGCACCCGGGGGGACGCCGUGGGCACCCGGGGGGACGCCGUGGGCACCCGGGGAGAGGCUGUGGGCAACCGAGGAGAGGCCGUGGGCACCCGGAGCGAGGGCACCCGGGCAGAGGCCGUGGGCAACCGGAGCGAGGGCGAGGGCGAGGCGGCCAGCGCCGGGCACAGCCCCCCCGGGCAGCCUGGCACAGCCUGGCACGGCCCCGGCGGUGCCCAGCACGGCGAGGUGACCGUGAGAACACCGCGGGUGAACUGCCCCGAGAAGGUGAUCAUCUGCCUGGAUCUGGCCGAGGAGAUGGCAGUGCCCAAACUGGAGUCCUUCAACGGGUGCCGCAGCAAUGCCCUGACGGUGGCACAGAAGAUGAUCGAGAUGUUCGUCAGGACCAAACACAAAAUCGACAAAAGCCACGAGUUCGCCCUGGUGGUGGUGAACAACGAUGCCACCUGGCUCUCGGGGUUCACGUCGGAUCCCCGCGAGGUUUGCAGCUGCCUCUACGACCUGGACACCGUCGUGUGCCAGUCCUUCAAUCUGGACGGGCUCUUCAACCUCAUCCAGCAGAAGGUGGAGCUGCCGGUGACCGACAAUGUCCAGACCAUCCCCCCGCCCUUCGUGGUCAGAACCAUCCUGGUGUUCGGGCGCCCGCGCUGCCAGCCCCACUUCUGUGGGGGCGAGCACGUCAAGAAGCUGCUGCAGUGCCCCUAUUUCUUCUUUGAUGUCGUUUACAUCCACAAUGGGCUGGACGAGAAGGAGGAUGAGAGCAGCUGGAAGGUGAAGGGGAACAAAUUCCCCUAAAUUCCCCAAAUUCCUCCCAGAUUCCCCCCAGUUUCCCUCAAUUCCU